UGCGGGGGAAGCCGGACGGGCCAGGGACAGAGAGGGAGCGGCGCACACCGAGCUCGGGAGGAAGCUGCGGGGACCGGAGCCUUGUCCCGGCCUCCGCGGGAGGCCAGAGGGAGGCGGGGGCCCAGCGAGGAAGGCGAGGAUAAAUGGGUGUGUAUGACUUUUCCCCUGACCUAAGGCGGUUCCAUGUCUUGUUUGGACUGCUCCUGUAUUCUGCGUACACCAGUUGAAUCAAUCAGACCAGAAGAGCUAUCUCAGAGCAGCAUCCAUGAAUGCCUGGCUGAUUCUAAUCUAGCCUGGAUUCCCCCAUCUACAGGAAAAAAUGAAAUGGUAUUUUGCUCUUCUAAUGUCUCUCACUAUGAACUCCAGCUGGAAAUAGGAAGGAGGUUCAACAAUUUAACUUCAGUCUACCUUGCACGGCAUACACCUACAGACAGGCAAGUUGCUGUAAGGAUCACAGACCUUGAAAAUUGCUCUGAAGAGCACUUGAAAGCCUUACAGAAUGAGGUGGUUUUAUCACACUUUUUCCAGCAUCCCAACAUAAUGACAUUUUGGACAGUGUUUACAGCUGGAAGCUGGCUUUGGGUCAUCUCCCCAUUCAUGGCCUAUGGUUCAGCUAGACACCUGCUGAAGACUUACUUUCCUGAAGGAAUGAGCGAAGCUUUGAUAGGGAACAUUCUGUUUGGUGCAAUCAGAGGAUUAAAUUACAUGCACCAGAAUGGAUAUAUUCACAGGAAUAUUAAAGCUAGCCACAUUCUGAUUUCAGAGGAUGGGCUGGUUGCUCUCUCUGGCCUAAACAACCUCUACAGUUUAGUUAGCAAUGGACAGAAGUCAAAGGUAGUGUAUGAUUUCCCCCAGUUUAGUACAUCUGUGCUUCCUUGGCUGAGUCCUGAACUACUGAGACAGGAUUUGUCUGGCUAUAACAUGAAGUCUGAUAUUUACAGUGUGGGAAUUACAGCAUGUGAAUUAGCCAAUGGACACAUUCCAUUUCAAGAUAUGCCUCGCACUCAGAUGCUGCUGCAAAAGCUGAAAGGUCCCACCUACUGUCCUUGGGAUAUAAAUACCUUUCCCCGGGGGGAAUCCAGGAUGAAGAAUUCCCGAUCAGGUGUUGAUUCUGGAAUUGGUGAGAGCAUGACACGCACAAUGACCAGUGAAAGACUUCAAAUGCCCUUUUCCAAAACAUUUUCACCUGCAUUCCACAACUUGGUGGAACUUUGCUUGCAGCAGGACCCUGAGAAAAGGCCAUCAGCAAGCAGUUUGCUUUCGCAUACGUUCUUCAAACAGAUAAAGGAACAAACACAGAAUUCACUACUGUCCCUAUUACCACCUCCUAUUCAAAAUAACAGAUCAGAGUUCUUGGCACUGCCCUCAGCAGUUGGGGCUGAACUUGGACGUAUUGCCACAAAUCAAGAUGAUACAGACUGGGAAUUCUAAAUAAAUACCAAUGAUACCUCUCCAGUGUUUCAGAGAAGGAAAAUGUGAUUUGUAUUUGCUGCUUUUGUAUGGUUAAAAUACAGUUAGACCAAGUAUACUUGAAAUGCCAUGAAGUGGCUAUAAUUCAUUAACUCCCUCUUGGCAUCACAAAAUGCAAAAUGUGCCUCACUCUGACUGUAAGGAAAAUUGUAUAUAAAGAAUGGCGGAGUGCUCACCUCUCUCUUUCAAAGUCUUUCUUAACAAGAGAACCCCUGCUGUAAUCUUACUCUGUACUGUAUUAUCAGCUCAUAGUGCUGCAGGCCACAUGCCUUUCUGAAUUCAGGCCUGAGGUUUGUCUGUGAUCUUACCUAAACAUCUAUUUGUCUUUUCAUUAUGACCCAUAUCAUUUUAGUAAGGAGAAAUCCUCCACCUCCAAGUUGAAAUGUGAAGCUGCACAGAUUCGUUGCUUAUGCAAAUAAAUGUUUCUCUCUCAAAAGACAUUUUUCUCACUUGACACACUGUCAUAUUUGCCAAAAGUUAGCUAUGCACCAUUUUUCAUGCAGUUUUAAUACUGUGUGUUGCCCAAAGAAGUUAAGCUGCUUGAAAGUGGGACUCCUGCUCUUGCAUCUGUACACAUUCUUAGUACAAAUCUGGGCUUUUGCUCCUCUAUUUAUUGUUGUAUCAUUUUAGCAGUUAAUCUGAGGAUGUCUCACUAUGCAAAGUAAGUCUUGAGUUCUAGCAGGUACGGGUUAAUUUUGAAGAGUCAUAUUAAAUAAUCUGAAGUUAUUGUACAUAUUUUUAUUUCUACUGUAUUCCUGUUCACCACCAGAAUUGACCAGAACCUAAUGCUAUUUCUCAGAAGAAAAGGCAACAUGCAUUAAGCUUCACUGGCACUGCUGCUGGCAAACAAGCCUCUUCUGCAAGGCACAGUUAAAUUCCCUGGAUCAAUUCAGCCAUACUAAGAAACUAAUAGAUCCUAGUGAAUUUACCUGUUCUAAGUCAGAUGAAAAGCUGUCUUCUCCCUAUAAUUCAGUAAAUUCUCAUCUCUCAUACUGUACCAGGCAACUCAAACUGAACAAAAGCAGCUUUUUUCUUUGAGAAAAUGGAUAUUCUCAUCAUGUUGUAGCAAAAGUUUUGUCCCAAAGCCUCUAGUACUUUCUUGAUGGAAGCAUGAUGAUAAUAAAAAAGUAUAAAUAGA
Molecule: messenger RNA, 2608 nt
Organism: Poecile atricapillus (Black-capped chickadee)
Lineage: Eukaryota; Metazoa; Chordata; Aves; Passeriformes; Paridae
Gene: STRADB
Product: STE20 related adaptor beta
Exons: 12
Coding region: 184-1431 (415 amino acids)
Biological process (GO): protein phosphorylation
Molecular function (GO): ATP binding; protein kinase activity; protein serine/threonine kinase activator activity
Source: RefSeq, a predicted model, not a curated record